Molecule: messenger RNA, 990 nt
Organism: Annulohypoxylon maeteangense
Lineage: Eukaryota; Fungi; Ascomycota; Sordariomycetes; Xylariales; Hypoxylaceae
Product: alpha/beta-hydrolase
Exons: 3
Coding region: 1-990 (329 amino acids)
Molecular function (GO): triacylglycerol lipase activity
Source: RefSeq, a predicted model, not a curated record
AUGAGUCUAUAUCGAUGCGUCAAAAAUAAUCGAAACGGACUAUACAAUACAUGCGCUCACUCGGUUCGGGCUACCCGACCGUCCCCCGCUCGGUGGUAUUCUACCGAUCAUGGGAAACACGAUCCCAGGCUGAAGGAUCUCGGGAAACAGAUAUAUGAUGAAUAUGCCGUCAUCAAAGGACAUUAUGCUACCCCAAAGCAUCCAAUUGUCCUAGCUCACGGAUUAUUAGGGUUCGCGGAGCUUCAAGUCGUUGGAGGAUGGCUCCCGACCAUUCAGUAUUGGAGGGGGAUCUCCGAUGCUCUAGAGGCCAACGGGAUUCAAGUUAUUACGGCAACAGUACCCCCAUCUGGUAGUAUCCAGCAGAGAGCUGAGAAGCUUGCCCAUGGAAUUGCCCAAGUCGCACAGGGUAAGAGCGUAAACAUCAUCGCACAUUCAAUGGGAGGAUUAGAUGCUAGAUACAUGAUAUCGCAUCUUCAGCCUAAUAAUGUGGAUGUACGCUCUUUGGUCACUGUUGCGUCUCCGCAUAGAGGAAGCGCCUUCGCGGAUUAUUUACUCAAAGAGAUUGGUACGGACCGUCUUCCAAGCGUAUACAAGUUCGUCGAAGGUGUAGGGAUGGAUACCGGAGCCUUCGAACAACUUACUCGACAGUACAUGACGGAAGAGUUCAACCCUCAGACUCCGGAUGACUCAAGCGUUCGCUAUUUCUCAUAUGGGGCGACAAUAGAUCAGCCAUCUGUCUUUUCUCCUUUUCGGCAUUCACAGAAAAUCAUUACCGAUCUAGAGGGACCUAAUGAUGGUCUUGUGAGUGUUGCAAGCUCUAAAUGGGGCACAUAUAAGGGGACUCUAGUUGGUGUAAGCCAUCUAGAUUUAAUCAAUUGGACGAACCGCUUGAGAUGGACAAUGCGGAAGUGGAUGGGCCAAGGACCAUCAUUCAACGCCAUCGCAUUUUACCUAGAUAUUGCUGAUAUGCUCGCAAGAGAGGAUUUAUAA